This is a messenger RNA of Dermatophagoides farinae (American house dust mite), 1044 nucleotides long. RefSeq lists its product as uncharacterized. The record is from RefSeq and is a predicted model, not a curated record. NCBI's taxonomy places the organism in Eukaryota, Metazoa, Arthropoda, Arachnida, Sarcoptiformes, Pyroglyphidae.
UUUUUAAAAAACAAACGUUAUUGACGUUAAUGAAGUGAUUUAAAAAUUGAUUUCAUUUGAUUGGCAAGUAUUUCAGUUUUCAAUUCAAUUCAGUUCUUUUCAGUCAAUUUUCUUCUUCUUCAGUUUUUUUUUGUUCAUAAAUCAACACAUUUUUCUCGGUGUGUUUCUUGUUAGUGGUCGUGGUGGUCUUUUUUGGUUUGUUUCUUUUUUUUUCAUCGGAUCAUCGAAUCAUUUCGUUUUCUGUUUACAAUUAACGUUUUUGAUGACCAGACACGUGUUGAGACGUGGUAGAAAAACACAUUAACAUUGUCAUUUUUUUGGAUUUCUUGAUUGAACAUGUGUUUGUGUUUCUAUGAAAGAUUGAUGAUAUGGAAAAAUGAAUGGCAUAACGACAAAUAUAAUGGAUCAAGAUAAAAUGAUCAUCAAUCUACCUCAUCAUCAUCAUCAAAAACAAAUGGUGGCAAAAUUUUCGCAUAAAAAUCUAAAAAAACCAUUCAAAAUGAGCUAUCGACGUUUAUUAUCAAUAAUAUUUAUCAUAUUGACUAUUAUAAAUAUCAUAUCGAUGGUCAUCUAUACAUCUAUUUAUUUGAAUAAAAUAGACAAAAAAGAACAUUUGGAAAAACAUGAUUAUUUAAUAUCACAACGUACUAAUCCAACGAAUCGUGAUGCCUAUUCAAUUGUACGAUUCAUUAAUUUUACGGCCAUGAUUGCCAAUAUUGUUGUACGAAUUUUCGGUCUUAUCGCUAUCGGUGUAUGUGGCCGUGAAUAUUCUUAUACAGAAUUUGAAUCAAGUGAUCGUCGUGAAUCAUUUACCGGUUGUUUAGCAUAUACAUGUGCUAUGAUCAUUUUAUUGGCCGCCUAUUAUGUUGGCAUUGUACGUUUGAUUACACAUGAUCUACUUAUUCAUUGUGUUUUGACCAUUUUGGGUGGUAUUUUUAUCGCUUUUUCAUUACAACAUACGGAUACUUAUUCCAAAGAAUUGAAUAUAUUGUCAAUUUAACAAUCUAGCAUCAACAACCAAACUUUCAUCAGAAAUGCCAAAAA